Dimorphilus gyrociliatus is the source of this 392-nucleotide messenger RNA. Lineage: Eukaryota; Metazoa; Annelida; Polychaeta; Dinophilidae. The record is from the annotation of a GenBank genome assembly.
CACUUGCCUGCCGCGUUUCAUUCGAUCAGGUUGUGAAAAAACUUUUAAUACUACUUUUAAAAAUGGGAGAAUUUCAACACGGACUGUUUGGUUGUUUUGACAACUGUGGAAUUUGUAUCAUUACGUAUUUCGUACCCUGCUUGACAGCUGGAAAGAACGCUGAAGCAGUCGGAGAAAGUUGUAUCUUGUACGGCUGUCUAUCAAUUUUAGGACCAAUUGGUAUUUGGUCAAGAGCUAAAAUCCGAGGUCAAAUUAGAGAUUCUAAGGGAAUUGAGGGCUCGUUCAUUAAUGAUUGCGUUAUGCAUUGGUUUUGCGCUAUCUGCUCUUUGGUACAGGAAGCCCAGGAAGUCGAAGGUGGUAGUGCUCAAGCCGAAUCCAUGGCGAGAGAGUAA